CGUCUAUCAAAUUGUUCCAGUUAUUCUCUCUCAGAUCUAAAUGAUGGGCAAUGAAUGUGGGCAGGUCCCUCUCCGCUCUCCACUCAACACCCGGAUGUGUGCGGCACUUCGAGCGCAUAGUAGAAUAACUGGAUCCAGAUAAUAGACUAUUUGAUGGGAAUCAGAUCGCGGAUUACGACAAAAAAUGAAAUCAACUGAAUUGGUGACGUUUUGGAAUCACUGAUAGAAUGGAGGACGAUCUGGUGUCAGAGGAUGAUAUCUGUAAGUAGUUAGAAUUAUUUUAUUACUAACGGAAUAGCUGUCUGUAUGGCUUUUUGUGAUGACAACUCCGCUCAUCUGGCCUAUAUACUAGUCUAGGCAGCCUGCCUAUAGCAGGUUCUUGUACGCGCGGACACUGUAUCUGAGCAGAUACGAUCAGAAUAAUUGAUUAAUUGAUAAGAGCUACCAUGAACUGAAGCCAGUUCAAAUACUAGGCUAUGUUAUCAUAUUGCAACAUAAUGGUUGUAGGGAUGCUUGACAGGGCUCAUAGGGUUCCUCAUUAUAGGAUGAAACCAUAGCCUAUCGCAUUUGCAUUACUUCUGAAAUAUUAUAUUGUAGUAGUGCUUGACUUGGGCAUGAGCUCACCGGAGCUGAGUACCGGCACCUCAAAUGUUCAACUGCUUGAGCUCCUGUUCCUCUUAUAGAUUAUUAGCUCAAAAGUAUUGUGAAGGCCCUGCACCUAAAUAUAAACAGUACUGGCACCCAAAAUAAGUACCGGCACCUAUUUCAGUCCAAGUCAAGCACUGUUUUGUAGCUUAUUCAUAUAAUACAGGGUUUCCCAAACUCGGUCCUGGGGACCCCAACGGGUGCAUGUUUUGGUUUUUGCACUUAGCACUACACAGCUGAUUCAAAUGAUCAAAGCGUAAUGAUGAGUUGAUUAUUUGAAUCAGCUGUGUAGUGCUAGGGGAAAAAACGAAAUGUACACUCAGGGGGCCCACAGGACCUAGUUUGGGAAAUCCUGGUCUAGUGGUGCGGUGUUUAGCUGUUGUUUUUGCACCAAUUUAUCAUUGCACUUAUAAGAGGUUGGUGGCACCUUAAUUGGGGAGGACGGGCUCGUGGUAUUGGCUGGAGCGGAAUGGGUGGAAUGUUUGAUGCCAUUCCAUUAACUCAGUUUCAGCCAUUAUUAUGAGCCGUCCUCCCCUCAGCAGCCUCCACUGAUUGCACUAGUUUUCUGACUUGUAAUGUUCAAUGUACCGUUUGAUGUAGGCCUGGCAAUGUUAUGCAUAAUACAAGCAUAUAGCCUCCGGGAUAGACAGAUCAAGGUCAGUCUCAACCAGUCUGUCAAUGUUGUCUCAUGACAGAAACCAGCGUCUGUUGUCAUAAAGCGUCUCAGAGUAAGAGUGCUGAUCUAGGAUCAGUUCCCCCUGUCCAUAUAAUCGUAUUGAUUGGGAUUAAAGGACAAAACUGAUCCUAGAUCAGCACUAAGACGCUUUAUGAAUACAGUAGGAAGACUAUACAGAACAAAUCACAGUUAUCAAUAUAGAAACAGUUCAGUCGCGCUCACAUGUUUGCCAUAUCCAGUAUGUUGUGUACACAAAGUUGGAAUGUAGUAUGAGAUUUCUACCUUGAUGUUUUCCUCAAUGUUGAUUUAAGCGUUAAUAAGUUCCUGGCAGUUUUUAUGAACCUACUGGCAACUAUGGCAACCACUGAUGUACAACGCAUUUGGCACAACAGUGAUGAAACAACAGAGAGUAUUUUCUGCACAAAAAAUAAUGUCAAAAUGGUUGUGUGAACACUUUUGUUCAGACAAACUGUCCGUUGUAUCACCAAAGAAAUAUCAGCUAUAUCACAUCCACUGUUUCAAAUGUGUUUUAGGCUACAUCAGUUGCCAACCUGAGUGAGUACAGGGCCUUAGGGACAUCCAGACUAUGUCUGCGUCCCAAAUGUCACCCGUAUAGUGCGUUACUUAUGGGCCCUGGUCAAAGUAGUGCACUACGUAGAGAAUAGGCUGCCAGUUGGAACGCAACCUAUGAUUGGAAUUCAAUCUGAUGGCCCUAUGUGCCUUCAGCAUUACCACAGGGUCUACAGGGAUACAGACAUCAACAUCAAAGCAAAUUAAUGCAUUUGACAGAUCAAUCCGUGGCUGAGGCAGCGAUCCAUACGUCUCAAAUCCAUUGGAUAUAUAAGAGAUAGGAAACUGGACAGAGGAAGACAUAGGAAAAGAGAUGAGAGAAUAUCUUCAUGUAAAUCAGAUGGAUAUAGCGCAUUAUAAAAGGCUCAUAUGUGCUUAUAACAAGUUAUAAAUCAUUAUACCUGCAGGACUGAAGUAAAGUGUUACCAGUAGUUUGUAGUGAAGGGAACAGGCCUUGUGAGCGGAGAGAGAGCCUGACGCUUGUUCCUGUUUUUCCCUUCCUCAUUCCCAUGGCCCAUGUCUGUUCACAGUGCUCCGGUCGGAGAAGGAAUUCCACGAUGCAGCGAAGAGGAACGACACGGACAAAAUGCGGGAGCUGAUGAAGAAAGGGGUGGACAUCAAGGCCAAAAACAAAGUGAGUGCAUGUACGGGAUUGGAGAGCACACACACACACACACACAAACACACACACACACACACACACACACACACACACACACACACACACACACACACACACACACACACACACACACACACACACACACAAACACACACACACACACACACACACAGUCACAGGCAAACACACACACACACACACACACACACACAGUCACAGGCAAACACACACACAGUCGUUGGCAGAUACACACACACAUGCACUCACUCACACACACAUACAUACACACAUGCACACACUCACACACAAUAGUUUACCACUGUCAAGUGAAUACGGGUUGCUAUGCUUGUUUUUCAUGAUAAUUACUAUUGUUGUGUUGAAUCCUGACUGAAAGUGAAUUCACAAGAAUUUCAACUAAUUCCACUAAAAACUUAUACUAAGCUGUACUAAUUCCCAUUAGUAAACCACAGUGCAAUAUCCCAGGAAGGUUUUGAUCUGACAGAGUCAAUGCCAGACAGUCAGUGCCACACUGCCACUGCCAAUGCUUUAGCAGCUGUAGCUUUGUUCCUGCCGUUUGUGCUUUUAAGAAAAGGAAACCAGCUUCUUGUUGUCCCAGGAAAAGGAUAUGACCCGGAUUUCACCUCACUGUGGUGAAAUAACACCCUCCAACUUGUUUAUCUUGGCUAGCAUGGCCCAAGGUUUCACCGCUAGGUCGUUAACUGUUUCUCACUCAAUGUUUUUGCAAAAAGUUGCAUAAUAAAUGUUUUUGGAGUUUUUUGCAGUAAAAUAUAGCAUACAACUUAUGUUUUCUUCUCUGUGUCUUGAUUAACUGAAUUACCCUGCAGGGAUCAAUAAAGUAUGAAGCUGUCUCUAUGUGGUUAUGUGGUGGGAGUAUCUUGACCUAGACUUUACAUAACCUUUCAAAGAUGUUACUGUGUCUGUUCGAGUGGAAAGGGAGAGAGCUUUUGUCUACCUCAAGCUUCUUCAUAUUGCAUGCUCACGUCCAUUGCAGAUAAACCACCUUUCAUAUCUACAGUAUUGUUGUGUUUUAUUUCAUUCAGAUUCAGAACACUUUAUUGUCUCACAUUGGGCGAUAAAAACAAUAUGAAAGAACAGAUACACACUAAAAACACAUCAAAAGGUUUCACAUUCAAAGUGUUUCACAUCCUCGAUCUGUUCGUGUAGUUCUCUCUUCUCUACUCCAUCAGUGUUCUCUUCUCUCUGUCAUGUCUCUUCUGUAUAACACCUUUCAUUCUACAUAUGUUGUUUUUCUUCUUCAUUCAGACUUUUGUUCUCUCUCCUCUAUAAACAUGUUGUUUCUCUCUCCCUCAUUCCUCUAUAAUGUGUUUCCACUCCCCUCAUCUUCAUCAUGUGUUUUCUCUCUCCCUCUCUCAUCUCAACAUGUUGUUUCUCUCUCUCUCUCAUCAUGUUGUUUCUCUCUCUCCCCUCUCUCUCUCCAUCAUGUUGUUUUCUCUCUCUCUCUCCAUCAUGUUGUUUCUCUCUCUCUCCUCUAUAAUGUUGUUUCUCUCUCUCCUCUCCAUCAUGUUGUUUCUCUCUCCCUCCCUCUGUCAUGUUGUUUCUCUCUCCUCUCAUCAUGUUGUUUCUCUCUCUCCUCUCCAUACAUGUUGUUUCUCUCUCUCCUCUCCAUCAUGUUGUUUCUUCUCUCUCCUCUCCAUCAUGUUGUUUCUCUCUCUCUCCUCUCCAUCAUGUUGUUUCUCUCUCUCCUCUCUAACAUGUUGUUUCUCUCUCUCUCCUCUCCAUCAUGUUGUUUCUCUGUCUGUCUCUCCAUCAUGUUGUUUCUCUGUCUGUCUCUCCAUCAUGUUGUUUCUCUGUCUCUCUCUCCAUCAUGUUGUUUCUCUCUCUCCUCUCUAACAUGUUGUUUCUCUCUCUCUCCUCUCCAUCAAGUUGUUUCUCUCUCUCCUCUCUGUCAUAUUGUUUUCCUCUCUCUCCCUCUCUCCCUAUCUCAUUAUGUUUUCUCUCUCUCUCUUCCUCCUCUCUCUCUCGCUCUCUCUCUCUCUCUCUCUCCACAGACAGACCGUACAGCGCUGCACUGGGCGGCGGGGGCUGGGAACGAGCAGGCUCUACGUCUGUUACUAGACCAUAAUAAUGAGAUGGAUGAGGAGGACAGUGUAGGUACACACUCACACUCACACACACACACACACACACACACACACUCACACACACACACUCACACACACACACACACACAACACACUCACUCACUCACUCACUCACACACACUCACUCACACACACUCUCACACACUCACACACACACACACACACACACACACACACACACUCACACUCACACUCACACACAAACACUCACACUCACACUCACACACUAACACUCACACACAGUAUUUUAUUGUGCUCUAUGGCCUCACAAAGUUUAUUGCAGUUACUCAGCCAUGAUGUGCAUUUUCUAAUGAACUGCUCAUAAAAUCCCACCUUUGUUUAUAACCCCUUGAGACAACUCUGUCUCUGUAAUGCAGUUCAUUUGGGUGUACAAAGAGGUAACACAGUUAGAGACACCUUCAUAUUCAUCAGCCUAGACAUGGGGGGGUCGAAGAAAUGACCUUACUCAGUUGUUCUUGUCUGGUUCUCUGCACAGACACACACAAAAGUAUACACUCGCACAUACACACACACUCACGCGUAUGCACGCACAUACACACACACACACGUACACGCACACACACGCGCACACACACACGCACGGAUGCACGCACACACACACCACACACACAGCGACAGUAAACACACCCAGACCCUUUGUCUCAGGACAGUGGCAUUAUAAUGACUGUGAUGAUGAAUAUUUCAUGUCACGUCGCUCAGCCACCUGGUAUAGCCUACGUCUCGGACUUCUUUGACAUGUUGUACAGAAGACAUGCAACUACAUGUUGUACAACAAACUUCUUUGUCUGUUGUGACAGUAGCCUAUUACAAACAGAAGCAUGACACAGACAGGCAGUCUAAGUAGCGAAUUCAUGUAAUUUUUUCAGGUGGGGAGUUACAUGCAGCUAUUUAGGCAGCUUAUCAAACACAAGCAAGACACAGACAGGCAGUCUAAAUAACGAUUUAAUGUGUUUUACCCCAAUGCAAUGUGUAGACUGUGUCCUGCUUCUGCUACUGCAAUAUCCUUAAUUACAACAGACAGAGAAGGUUGUAGCUUACAUCCUAAAUUAGCCUACAAAAUAUACAGUAUAUAUACAGUGCCUUCAGAAAGUAUUCACAUCCCUUUAUUAUUUUCCACAUUUUGUUGUGUUACAGCCUGAAUUUAAAAUUGAUUAAAUUGAGAUUUUGUGUCACUGGCCAACACACAAUACCCCAUAAUGUCAAAGUGGAAUUAUGCUUUUAGAAAUGUUUACAAAUAAAUAAAUACAUGAAAAGCUGAAAUGUCUUGAGUAAAUAAGUAUUCAACCCCUUUGUUAUGGCAAGCCUAAAUAAGUUCAGGAGUAAAAAUGUCCUGAAGAAGUCACAUAAUAUAUUGCAUGGACUCACUCUGUGUGCAAUAAUAGUGUUUAACAUGAUUUCUGAAUGACUACCUCCUCUCUGUACCCCACACAUACAAUUAUCUAUCUGUAAGGUCCCUCAGUCGAGCAGUGAAUUUCAAACACAGAUUUGCCUCGCAAAAAAGGGCUCCUAUUGGUAGAUGGGUAAAAAAAAAAGCAGACAUUGAAUAUCCCUUUGAGCAGAUACAGGCGUCCUUCAUAACUCAGUUGCCGGAGAGGAAGGAAACCGCUUAGGGAUUUCACCAUGAGGCCAAUGGUGACUUUAAAACAGUUAGAGUUUAAUAGCUGUGAUUGGAGAAAACUGAGGAUGGAUCAACAACAUUGUAGUUGCUCCACAAUACUAACCUAAAUGACAGAGUGAAAAGAAGAAAGCCAGUACAGAAUACAAAUAUUCCAAAACAUGCAUCCUGUUUGCAAUGAGGCACUAAAGUAAUAUUGCAAAAUAAUUGGCAAAGUAAAUUUAUGUCCUGAAUACAAAGUGUUAUGUUUGGGGCAAAUCCAACACAACACAUCACUGAGUACCACUCUUCAUAUUUUCAAGCACGGUGGUGGUGGUGGCUGCAUCAUGUUAUGGGCAUGCUUGUCAUAGGCAGGGACUAGGGAGUUUUUUAGGAUAAAAAGAAACAGAAUAGAGCUAAGCACAGGCAAAAUCCUAGAAGACACUGGGAGACAAAUUCACCUUUCAGCAGGACAAUAGCCUAAAACACAAGGCCAAAUAUACACUGGAGUUGCUUACCAAGACGACAUUGAAUGUUCCUGAGUGGCCUAGUUACAGAUUUCACUUAAAUUGGCUUGAAAAUCUAUGGCAAGACUUGAAACUGGCUGUCUAUCAAUGAUCAACAACCUACUUGACAGAGCUUGAAUAAUUUUUUUAUAAUAAUGUGCAAAUAUUGUACAAUCCAGGUGUGCGAAGCUCUUAGAGACUUACCCAGAAAGACUCACAGCUGUAAUCACUGCCAAAGGUGAUUCUAGCAUGUAUUGACUCAGGGGUGUGAAUACUUCUGUAAAUUAAAUAUUUUUGUAUUUAAUUUUCAAUAAAUUUGCAAGAAUUUCUAAAAACAUGUUUUCACUUUGUCAUUAUGGUGUAUUAUGUGUAGAUGGGUGAGAAAAAGCAACAAUUUAAUCCAUUUUGAAUAUCAGGCUGUAAAACAACAAAAUGUGCAAUAAGUCAAAGGGGUAUGAAUACUUUCUGAAGGCACUGUAUAUAUUAUGUAUGAGGCAGAGAUGUAAGCUACAUCAUCACGUAGAUGAAAUUGGUUGCGGGUCCAGAAGAGGGUAAGAGUAAAGUGAAGGGAGGGGGAAGGGGAGGGGGAAGGGGAGGGGUCAGCGCAGCAGCUACAGUGGCUUGCGAAAGUAUUCACCCCCCUUGGCAUUUUUCCUAUUUUGUUGCCUUACAACCUGGAAUUAAAAUAGAUUUUUUGGGGAUUUGUAUCAUUUGAUUUACACAACAUGCCUACCACUUUGAAGAUGCAAAAUAUUUUUUCUUGUGAAUCAAACAAGAAAUAAGACAAAAAAACAGAAAACUUGAGCGUGCAUAACUAUUCACCCACCACAUGAUGCUGCCACCACCAUGCUUCACUGUGGGGAUGGUGUUCUCGGGGUGAUGAGAGGUGUUGGGUUUGUGCCAGACAUAGCGUUUUCCUUGAUGGCCAAAAAGCUCAAAUUUAGUCUCAUCUGACCAGAGUACCUUCUUCCAUAUUUUCCAUUUUUUAGUUUGGGGAGUCUCCCACAUGCCUUUUGGCGAACACCAAACGUGUUUGCUUAUUUUUUUCUUUAAGCAAUGGAUUUUUUCUGGCCAGUCUUCCGUAAAGCCCAGCUCUGUGGAGUGUACGGCUUAAAGUGGUCCUAUGGACAGAUUUUCCAAUCUCCGCUGUGGAGCUUUUUGCAGCUCCUUCAGGGUUAUCUUUGGUCUCUUUGUUGCCUCUCUGAUUAAUGCCCUCCUUACCUGGUCCAUGAGUUUUGUUGGGCGGCCCUCUCUUGGCAGGUUUGUUGUGGUGCCAUAUUCUUUCAAUUUUUUUAUAAUGGAUUUAAUGGUGCUCCGUGGGAUGUUCAAAGUUUCUGAUAUUUUUUUAUAACCCAACCCUGAUCUGUACUUCUCCACAACUUUGUCCCUGACCUGUUUGGAGAGCUCCUUGGUCUUCAUGGUGCUGCUUGCUUGGUGGUGCCCCUUGCUUAGUGGUGUUGCAGACUCUGGGGCCUUUCAGAACAGGUGUAUAUAUACUGAGAUCAUGUGACAGAUCAUGUGACAAUUACAUUGCACACAGGUGGACUUUAUUAAACUAAUUAUGUGACUUCUGAAGGUAAUUGGUUGCACCAGAUCUUAUUUAGGGGCUUCAUAGCAAAGGGGGUGAAUACAUAUGCACGCACCACUUUUCCGUUAUGUAUUUUUGAGAAUUUUUAAAACAAGUUAUUUUUUUCAUUUCACUUCACCAAUUUGGACUAUUUUGUGUAUGUCCAUUACAUGAAAUCCAAAUAAAAAUCCAUUUAAAUUACCGGUUGUAAUGCAACAAAAUAGAAAAAACGCCAAGGGGGAUGAAUACUUUUGCAAGGCACUGUACUGUACUAAAAAUGUGUCUGUUAAGUAACACAUGCACAGAACAUGAUUCAGUUCUUUAGCUCUGGGGGGCGGGACGGGGGCAAAAUGGGGUGGUUACCUUCGGUCGCGCUGCCUCGGCCUUAAUUCUAUUUCUAUAAUAUAUUGUCCCUUCUCAGUUUGGUAUGAAUGCUCUGCUGCUGGCAGCCUGGUUCGGUCGCCUGAAGAUCCUACAGAUCCUCGUGGCCGCUGGAGCAAAGCUCAACUGUGAAAACAAAGUAAGUCAUUUCAAUUAAUUACCUGAAUUGACCAAAUUCAAUGGAACGGAUCCUAACCCUAAUGAUGCAAAAACGCUGAUAGCACUACAUCAUGCAAUUUCCUUAAUGGUUUUUGAGGGUUUCAAUUGUGUCUAAUUGUAACUAGUUAUAGCUUAUGGAAUUCAGGCAAACAAUAUGCUGUUUGUAUUCACUCCUAUUCACACACAAAAAAGCCAACUUAACCAAUUGCUUAAUCAGCGUUACUCUGUGAGUUGAUUGGACUUCAAAAGAACAAGAGGUUGAGCUAAUGUGUUAAAGUUUGUUUACUCAACAAACACUGCUCGAAGUUAGCUGAAUUUGAACACGCUUGUUGAGUAAAAUUUAAAAAAUCAUGUUUGCUCAAAACCACACCCAUCAUCUUUAUAUUUCCCAGCAGGUUGAUUUUCAGAAUUGUUUGUUUCAAUACCUGUUUUUGCAUGUACAUUGAUUUGUUGAUUAAUCUAAUGCUACACAAAGAUAAAUAACAUACAAUUUUCUGAACUAAUCCUAUCUGUUAGUAGUUGGACUUAUUGCACCAGUUACUAAGAUGGCUGUUCCAGUUUAGAUUAUUUAGGCCUCAUUAAUCAAACUUCCCUACCCCGGCAGUCAAUUUUGGAUAUCCUUACUCUGGAUGGAUUCCAAUAAAAAUUACACAUCACUUUGCAAGCCAGCAUAAUGUGUUUUGCAGAGUUGAUGUGGCCUGUAAACCAGGAGUGUCAGACCAGUGUGUUAGGGUGUAACUACCCUCAAAGAAUGAUACAUAUGAUACAGUGAGUUUAAUUUGAAAACAUUAGGAACACCUAUCUAAUAUUGAGUUGCACCCCAUUUUACCCUCAGAACAGCCUAAAUUCGUCGCGGCAUGGACUCUACAAAGUGUUCCACAGGGAUGAUGGCCCAUGUUUCCCAUAGUUGUGUCAAGUUGGCUGGAUGUCCAUUGGGUGGUGGACCAUUCUUGAUAUACACGGGAAAUUGUUGAGUGUUAAAAACCCUGCAGCGCUGCAGUUUUUGACACAAUCAAACUGGUGCGCCUGCCACCUACUACCAUGCCCCGUUCAAAGGCACUUAAAUAUUCUGAAUGGUACUCAUACACAAUCCAUGUCUCAAUUGUCUCGAGGCUUAAAAAUCUUUCUUUAACCUGUCUCCUCCCCUGAUUGAAGUGGAUAUAACAAGUGACAUCAAUAAGAGAUCACAGCUUUCACCUGGAUUCACCUGGUUAGUCUAUGUCAUUGAAACAGCAGUGACAUAGACAGUGUUCCUAAUGUUUUGUACACUCAGUGUAUAUUCACUUGGUGAAGGCGACAGGACUGAAAGCCAUUGAAUGCAACAACCAUGUCUCUGUCGCUAACAAAUACAGCCAUGGAUGGUAACUACAAUUCACUCAAAGGGCACACUGGGAAUAUGCAAAUAAGGUAUAAUAUAUUUUCAAUUUGAAUUGUAUGUUCACUCAAUCUAAAACACGCAAUUCAACUUGAGAAUGUAUGUUGGUUCAACUAAUAUGCCCAAAUGUUGAACAAACUAGAAAUCGUAUUGCAUCUGGUUGCCUUGUUAUUUUAAGCUGAAUCAACAAAUCUUUUUUUUACAGUGUGUAACAAUGAACUUGCAGUUGAACUUCUGGUUAACACUUAAAGGUGCAAUAUGCAGUUUUGUGUGCGACCCGACCAAAUUAUAGAUUUGUCAUUCUCAUUGAAACCAAGUCUGAAAAGCGGUAGUUCCUUUCUAUUUGCUUCCUGUUUUGUUCCGCCCUGACUCAUGGGACUCUUGUACACUGCUCAAAAAAAUAAAGGGAACACUAAAAUAACACAUCCUAGAUCUGAAUGAAUGAAAUAAUCUUAUUAAAUACUUUUUUCUUUACAUAGUUGAAUGUGCUGACAACAAAAUCACACAAAAAUUAUCAAUGGAAAUCAAAUUGAUCAACCCAUGGAGGUCUGGAUUUGGCGUCACCCUCAAAAUUAAAGUGGAAAACCACACUACAGGCUGAUCCAACUUUGAUGUAAUGUCCUUAAAACAAGUCAAAAUGAGGCUCAGUAGUGUGUAUGGCCUCCACGUGCCUGUAUGACCUCCCUACAACGCCUGGGCAUGCUCCUGAUGAGGUGGCGGAUGGUCUCCUGAGGGAUCUCCUCCCAGACCUGGACUAAAGCAUCCGCCAACUCCUGGACAGUCUGUGGUGCAACGUGGCGUUGGUGGAUGGAGCGAGACAUGAUGUCCCAGAUGUGCUCAAUUGGAUUCAGAUCUGGGGAACGGGCGGGCCAGUCCAUAGCAUCAAUGCCUUCCUCUUGCAGGAACUGCUGACACACUCCAGCCACAUGAGGUCUAGCAUUGUCUUGCAUUAGGAGGAACCCAGGGCCAACCGCACCAGCAUAUGGUCUCACAAGGGGUCUGAGGAUCUCAUCUCGGUACCUAAUGGCAGUCAGGCUACCUCUGGCGAGCACAUGGAGGGCUGUGCGGCCCCCCAAAGAAAUGCCACCCCACACCAUGACUGACCCACUGCCAAACCGGUCAUGCUGGAGGAUGUUGCAGGCAGCAGAACGUUCUCCACGGCGUCUCCAGACUCUGUCACGUCUGUCACAUGUGCUCAGUGUGAACCUGCUUUCAUCUGUGAAGAGCACAGGGCGCCAGUGGCGAAUUUGCCAAUCUUGGUGUUCUCUGGCAAAUGCCAAACGUCCUGCACGGUGUUGGGCUGUAAGCACAACCCCCACGUGUAUUUGUGUUUAGCCUGAGGACUUCACGUUACGUUGUUUUUGUUUUGUGUGUUUAUUCUUUAUAAUAAACAUGUAUGCAUUUCACGCUGCGCCUUGGUCUGACCUGUCCUUAAGCGAACGUGACAUGUUUCUUGUUUUGCAUCUCUUUACUUGGUUUUGUACACCAGCUUCAAACAGCUGAAAAUACAAUGUUUUAUUUAUUUUUAUUUUUUAAACAGGGAGUCACCAUUGAGACCGGGUCUCUUUCACAAGGGAGCCCUGCAUAUACAAUUCAUAAGAUGAAAUCGAAUCAAAAUCAGAUCCAGUGUAAAACAAACUAAAAUACAUCACAACACAAAUAUUCAAGAAAAACUGUUACAUUCCUCAGUAUGAAGGUCCCCAGUCAAUAUUUUCAAUUGCCCGAGCGGCAUCAGAACAUCCUAUUGUAAUGUAUUUUGUAGUUGAGUGAGGUGCUUUAAACUAAAAGCGGAUUUACCUAGUUCGGUGGAGACCCGAGGAACCUCAAAAGUUAACCAACCCUGUGAACGGGUUUGGUAUCUCAUGUUUUUAUACUUUAACAACAAAGUUAGGUAAGUUGGAAGCUUGUGUUUGUCACGAUCGUGUGAAGGAUGAGACCAACGCGCAGCGUGUUGAGUGAACAUCGUAGACUUUAUUAAGUUAAAGCACGACAAAACAAUAAACCACGAUCAAUGAAGUUCCACGGUGCACUCACCGUAACGGAAACAAAAACCCACAACCCCACAGGAAAACAUACAGAAAUAAAUAUGGCUCCCAAUCAGAGAUAACGAGCCGAACAGCUGACACUCGUUACCUCCGAUUGGGAGUCAUUGAACAAACCUAGAAAAACAACAACCUAGACACCCAACAUAGAACACAAACACAUAGACUGCACACACCCUGGAUAAACAAUAAUGAGUCCCAACACCAGGGUGUGACAGUACCCCCCCCUAAAGGCGCGCACUCCGGGCGCACCAGCAUACCGUCUAGGGGAGGGUCUGGGUGGGCGUCUGUCCAGGUGGCGGCUCUGGCCCAGGUCGUGGUCCCCACCCCACCAUAGUCAUUACCCACUUACUUAGCCUCCUACACAUUACCACCCCCCAACUACACCCCACUGGGUUAAGGGGCGGCACCGGACUAAGGGGCAGCACCGGACUAAGGACCAGCACCGGGAUAAGGGGCAGCACCGGGCUAAGGGGCAGCACCGGGCUAAGGGGCAGCACCGGGCUAAGGACCAGCACCGGACUAAGGACCAGCACCAGGCUAAGGAACAGUACCUGACUAAGUGGCAGCACCGGACUGAGGGGCAGCUCCGGACUGAAUGGCCGAUCCUGGCUGGCUGGCUCUGGCGGAUCCUGCUGCUCAUGGCUGGCUGACGGAUCUGGCUGCUCAUGGCAGGCGGAAGGCUCUGGCUGAUCCCGUCUGGCGGAAGGCUCUGGCUGAUCCGGUCUGACGGAAGGCUCUGGCUGCUCCUGUCUGGCGGAAGGCUCUGGCUGCUCCUGUCUGACAGAAGGCUCUGGCUGAUCCUGUCUGGCGGAAGGCUCUGGCUUAUCCUGUCUGGCGGAAGGCUCUGGCUGAUCCUGUCUGGCGGAAGGCUCUGGCUGAUCCUGUCUGGCGGAGAGCUCUAGCGGCUCCGAUCUGGCGGACGGCUCUGAAGGCUCAUGGCAGACGGGCGGCUUUGUUAGGCUCUGUACAGACGGGUAGUUCAUACGGCGUUGGGCAGACGGACAGUUCAGACGGCGUUGGGCCGACAGGCAGUUCAGGCGCCGUUGGGCAGACGGGCAGUUCAGGCGCCGUUGGGCAGACGGGCAGUUCAGACGGCGUUUGGGCAGACGGGCAGUUCAGAACCCCGUUGGGCAGACGGACAGUUCAGGCCCCGUUGGACAGACGGCAGACUCUGGCCGUCUGAGGCGGCACCGUAGGCCUGUUGCGUGGUGCCGGAACUGGAGGUACCGGGCUGAGGACACGCAUCUCAGGGCUAGUGCGGGGAGUCGGAACAGGGCAUGCUGGACCCGGGGGACUCCCAUAACGCCUAGUGCGGGGAGCCGGAACAGGGCAUGCUGGACCCUGGGGACUCACCUCACGCCUAGUGCGGAGAGCAGGAACAGGCCCGGGCUGGGCUGGCGACGCGCACCGUAUCCCUGGUGCGAGUGGCCGGAACAGGCCGGGCCGGGCUGGCGAAGCGCACCGUAUCCCAGGUGGCGUGGAGUAGGAACAGGCCGGUCCAUACCGGGAACACACACCACUGGCCUCAACCGAGGAUCAGGAACGGGCCGGACCGAACUGGUUACACACCCCAGUACCUCCACGCCGUGCCUCAACACCUUCCCUCUCUGCUUUACCCAGUAGCCCCCCUUGACCUGGUAGCCCACUGAAUCCUACCCUUCUCUGCCUCCGUCAGCCCCCUUAACCUGGCCGCCUUCUGACUCUCCCUUGUGGCAGCCUCCUGCUGCUUCCGUCGCCCAAGCCAGUGCCCCCCCCCAAAAACUUUUUGGGGUUGCCUCUCCUUCAUCCGACGAUGGCCCUUUUGACGCCGUUGCUCCUCUUGCCGUCGCCUCUCCUCUGUCUCGCUCCAUGGACGGUGAUCCAUGCCGUCAAGGAUUUCCUCCCACGUCCAGGACCCUUUACCGUCCAAAAGCUCUUCCCAGGUCCAGACCCUCGGCUCCUGGACACGCUGCUUGGUCUUGGUAUGGUGGGUUUUUCUGUCACGAUCGUGUGAAGGAUGAGACCAACGCGCAGCGUGUUGAGUGAACAUCGUAGACUUUAUUAAGUUAAAGCACGACAAAACAAUAAACCACGAUCAAUGAAGUUCCACGGUGCACUCACCGUAACGGAAACAAAAACCCACAACCCCACAGGAAAACAUACAGAAAUAAAUAUGGCUCCCAAUCAGAGAUAACGAGCCGAACAGCUGACACUCGUUACCUCCGAUUGGGAGUCAUUGAACAAACCUAGAAAAACAACAACCUAGACACCCAACAUAGAACACAAACACAUAGACUGCACACACCCUGGAUAAACAAUAAUGAGUCCCAACACCAGGGUGUGACAGUGUUGGAAAGCUUUGUAAACAAAAAGGGAGUAAUGAAGUGAUCUAUGGGACUUUAAUGAGGACCAGCCAACCUUUUGAUACAGGAUGCAGUGAUGAGUAUUAAAACUGUCACCUGUGAUAAAGCAAAGGGUGCUAUGGUAGACAGCAUCCACAGGUUUAAGAGUAGUGGCUGCUGCAUUCUGGUAAAUGGUGUCUCCAUAGUCCAGAACUGGCAAGAAAGUUGACUGUACAAUCUGCUUGUUUUGUCACGCAAACUGAAUUUAGGCAAACAUUUUAGAUUUUUUGCAACCAGGCAAUGACGGAGCAAUUUCUGCAUGUUGGACCUUUAAAGCUUGCAAACAUAAUGAUCUAUAACUUAUUUAAUUUGUCUUAUUAUAAUAAUUGACUGACUUACUUGACUUAAGCCCUUGGCUCCUAUGAGGAGAAUAGGCCAUUGACGAAUGUCCUCCAUCUCACUUGGUUCGGGGCAAGUUUUUCCCGAUCACACCAGUCGAGGCCACUUUCAGUCACUUCUGUCUUAUAAUUUAGUUUUGUAUUAUAAUAAGACUUCAAAUAUGUUAUGUAUCCAUCUCUCUGUCAGAAUGGGCUGAGCCUGCUGCACUGUGCCGCCCAGCGGGGUCAUAGCAGAGUGCUGGAGUUCAUCAUGGAGGACCUAGUAGAGGACGUACUGCUGGACAGGGUGGACAAGGUGACUGCCCCACACCACAUGACCUGUUCUUUACUAGCACGUUUUCUGCACUUUCCCAGUUCUUUCAAAGACCUUUCUUAGCAAAUUCCUUGAACUUCUUGGAUUUUCCUAGGAUUGCUUUCCUUUCCCAGGACUUUCCCAGUACUGUCCUUGGGCUUUACAGGAUUUACAAGGAAAAUUGAUGAUGACACAAUGAAAUAAAUCUUGUUUACUUUAAGAAUUUGAUUAAUGCAGUGUCUCCACCGUCUGUGCACAAUAGAUACCUUGAGGGUUUACUAUGCUAUCUAUUAUUUGUACUGUGCCAUGUUUAGAUGUAUUUACUACUUGUAGUUAAGGAUGUCAAACUUGCCCGUAGCAUAUUGGCUGGAGUACAUCAGUGACAUCACUUUCCCUGGAAAAAAAAGAAGAAAAGCCAACUGUCGCUUACAGAGUGACAGACUAGUCCCUUGCUCUGCUGGCUAAAACGGUUGGCUUGUGUGUUUGCAGGAGGUUGUGAGUUGGAGCCCUGCUUGGGGCAGAACAGAAGGCUCUCUGUUUUUCCAAACGUUCUACAUCCUGUCAUUACUUUCAUACUGCCAUUUUGUCAUUACUGUCAUACUAUAAUUUGGUCAUACAGUCAUGUGUCAUUCUGUGAUAGUGUCAUUUGGUCAUACUGUGAUGUUGUCAUUACUGUCAUUACUGUUAUUGUCUUCUUAUUGUUAAUCCCUCACUCCCUGUCUUACUGUCAGUCUGGGAAGACAGCGUUUCACCUGGCUGCAGAACAUGGACAACUAGAGGUGGUCGAGUUCCUCAUCGGUAUGGGCUGCACUCAUGGCCUCAAGGAUAAGGUAGGUUCAGACAUUGACACAAGUGCACACACACACCCACACAGACACUCACCCACACACACACAUGCACACACACACACACACACACACACACAAACACACACUUAUAGGCGAAAACAUGAUUAGGCUAGUGUUACAAUAGCGAGAGAGUAAACAUGAACUUUAAUCACCUUUGGAAAACAUGUUCACAUUUCUUUUCAAGUGUGUGUGUGUGUGUGUGUGUGUGUGUAACUAAGAUGUUAUCAUGUAAAUAUAACAUGAUGUCCUUGAUGUGUUUUUAUAUGUCGUGUAGGAUGAAAACAUGGCCAUGCAUCUAGCAGCCAAGCACGGACACAAAGAGGUCCUGCAGAAGAUAGUGGAGACAGGAGUGGACAUUGACGAGAGAAACAUAGUGAGUAAAGAACAUAUUGUCACUGUGGUGUGGUGUAGGGUUCAAAGCAGCCCAGAAACUAUAUUUUAUAUUCCAUACAUUUUAGCUGUCGGGGUUCCUGCUUCACUUCAUAGGGGUAAUGUGGAGAGAAAAAAGUUUACUAUUAAUUUAUGUUUUGCUUUUAAACCUUUAUUUUGCCAGGAAAUAACAAAUUCUAUUUUACUAUAAUAACAACUAGGGUUAGUGCUACUUGUUGUAUUUUAUAUUGUUGAUUAUUCCCUAUUCUGUUGAUAGAAUGUAAAGCUGAUGGAGGCCUGUAGUGACAUGAUAUGUGGUUCUCCAGGACGGACUGACAGCUCUGCACCUGUCCUCUGAUGGAGGUCACUAUGAAUGUGUCAAGCUACUGCUGGAAGCCUGCUGUAACGUCAAUGCGCUGACAAACGUAAGGGUCAACUUUUCAAUUAACUAUAACUUGUAGGCUUUAUAGAGCAUUCAUCUAUACUGUAUAUUCAUAUAGCUGUAAACGUAUGGACAGAGGACCACAUAGAAGCGGGUGCUUCCUAUGCACUGACUGGGACAUUCUCUUCCAAGACAAUGAUGUUAAAACUCUUGCUGAGACAAGUGUUGAUGAUUAUGAAUAAUCUCUAAAGCAUCUACUUGUCACGACUUCCUCCGAAGCUGCCUCCUCUCCUUGUUCGGGCAGGCUUCGGCGUUCGUCGUCACCAGCCUUCUAGCCACUGCCGCUCCUCAUCUCAUCAUUCCAUUUGUUUUGUCUUGUUUAUUACACACACCUGGUUCAUAUCCCCUCAUCAGUACCUGUAUAAGUAUUCCCUCUGCCCCCUUGUCUUUGUGUGUGAUUGUUGAUUGUGGAGGUUAGAUUAGCUCGGUGGAGCUCUUUGUAUUUUGUAUCGCCGGGAUAUUUCACCCGUGUGCCUUGUUGUUUCCCAGUGCUCCUGAUUUCCGCACUGGAAUGUUUGACGCAUUGCUGCGUACCGCUGUGUUUUCGGAAUAAACCUUAUAUUCUGUGAUUUACCCUCCUGCGCCUGACUCCUUCAAAAUCCCUCACCACACUACUGAACAAUAAAUUAACUCAACAUGCAACAAUUUGAACUAUUUUACUGAGUUACAGUUCAUAUAAGGAAAUCAGUCAAUUGAAAUCAAUUAAUUUGGCCCUAAUCUAUGGAUUUCACAUGACUUGGCAGGGGCGCAGCCAUGGGUGAGCCUGGGAGGGCAUAGGCCAACCCACUUGGGAGCCAGGCCCAGCAAAUCAGAAUGAGUUUUUCCCCACAAGGUAUUUAUUACAGACAGAAAUACUCCUCAGUUUCAUCAGCAGUCUGGGUGGCUGUUCUCAGACGAUCCCGCAGGUGAAGAAGCCGGAUGUGGAGGUCCUGGGCUGGCGUGGUUACACAUGGUCUGUAGUUGUGAGGCUGGUUUGACGUACUGCCAAAUUCUCUAAAACAACGUUGGAGGUGGCUUAUGGUAGAGAAAGGAACAUAAAAUAUCUGGCAACAGCUCUGGUGGACAUUCUUGCAGUCAACAUGCCAAUUGCACGCUCCUUCAAAACUUGAGACAUCUGUGGCAUUCUGUUGUGUGACAAAACUGCACAUUUUAGAAUGGCCUUUUAUUGUCCCCAUCACAAGGUGCACCUGUAUAAUGAUCAUGUUGUUUAAUCAGCUUAUUGAUAUGCCACACCUGUCAGGUGGAUGGAUUAUCUUGGCAAAGGAGAAAUGCUCACUAACAGGGAUGUAAACAAAUGUGUGCACAACAUUUGAGAGAAAUAAGCUUUUUGUGUGUAUGGAACAUUUCGGGGAGCUUCAUUUCAGCUCAUGAAACAUGGGACCAACACUUCACAUGUUGCGUUUAUAUUUUUGUUCAGUAUAGAUAUGCCUUAUAAAGGGUUUAUAAAUGCAUUGUUACAACUUUAAAAUUGUAAUUCAUUUAAAGUGGGACCCGAUUAUCAGAUUUACAUUGAAGACUGAAUCUGAUAUGGGUAGAUAGAUAGAUAAUUGGGUAGCUAGAUAAUAAUUGAUCAUAUUUCUAUAGCACUUUUCAUUACAGGUUUAAUGUCAAAGUGCCACCUAAUGUGUGAGACUGAGAGGUACGUUAGUGAGUCUGAACUGUGACCUGUCCCACUAUGUUGUUGUCUGUGCAGAAUAAUAUGAAUGCCCUCCACUACGUGGCCCAGCAUGGCUUUGAGAGAGAGGCCAGUCUGCUGCUGGAGGCAGGCAUCAACACAGACACUGUGGAUGGCGUGAGUACGCAAGCCAACCUUCAACCAUACAGACUACACUAGUUUGUGCAUCGGUUAGCUCCUCUUUAGGAAUAAUGGGUAGCACUUAUUAGAACUUGGUUAGCUCCACGUUAGGAAUAAUGGGUAGCAUUUAAUGCAACUUGGUUAGCUCCUCUUUCAAAUGACAAUAGUGAACAGCCAGGUGUUUUAGUUAAGCCCAACAGCUCAGAAUACACCAGUAGGGUUCAGCAUCUGCACCAUGUCCUCUUCUACACUUUUUCCAACUCAGAGAAUUGGUGCCAUAUUUGUUUGUUUAAUUCAGUGUAUGUCCUAUAUUAACGUUUUCCCUUUUCAGUAAAAGUGUUUUUUCUUUCUUUGUGGGCAGUCCUACUCCUCUGAUAUGUUUGUUGUAAUGGAUAGAGAGAGUCAAUAAAAAGGUGUUCUGAAAUAAUGGUGGGUUAGUUUUAAACCCAUUCUGCAGCAGUAUUGUCCUGGAGGCAGCGGCUUCGACCGCCAGAUCACCCCAAGACACUAAAUGUGUUUUUUCAGUGCCUCAGUGCAGAAUAGGUUCUCUCUAUAGAUAUUUGAUUUAGUGUGUGUCUGAAACAGGACCACAAUCUACAGUACAACAGGCCUUUUCCUUCCACGUACCACUAAUCAAAAGAGACCCAUCGCACUCUCCCAGAAGCUUGGCUGGUGCGUAAAACCCGCAAAUUCAGACAAACAAAAAGGUGUAAUGGGUUCGCACUGAAGAAGGCUGUAAAGCCUGAAACGUUUGUGUAUGCUAUCCCUGAUGCAGUGAAAAUUAUAAAAAAUAUUGAGUAAUGAAGUAAGCUUUAUGCACCAUCUUUUUGAGUGCGAACCCAUUACACCUCUUUGUUCCUCCCAUGUACCACUCCUUUGGAACUCCCUCACUGACAAUCUCAGAGCUGCUCAGAAUGUUGGUGCAUUUAAAGCAAGCCUUAAGAAUCAUCUCUAUCAGCUGGACUAGCCUCGUUCCUAAAGCAGGCACCUUAAGAGUCCUCCUAUCAGCUUGACUCGCCUCGUUCCUAAAGCAGGCCUUAAGAAUCAUCUCUAUCAGCUGGACUAGCCUCGGACUAGCCUCGUUCCUAAAGCAGGCCUUAAGAGUCAUCUCUAUCAGCUGGACUAGCCUCGUUCCUAAAGCAGGCCUUAAGAGUCAUCUCUAUCGAGCUGGACUAGCCUCGUUCCUAAAGCUGGCCUUAAGACCAUCUCUAUCGGCUGGACUAGCCUCGUUCCUAGAUUCCUAUUGUUGUUUUCAUGAUAUUGUUAUAUAUUUUUUAAAUGUCUUGUUCGUUAUAUUUAAAAAUAUAUAUAUUUUACUGUAUUUCCUAGUUUAUAUUUUAUUUUAUGCACUUUGAGAUAAUUCUUGCAUAAUGAAAAGCACUUUACAAAUGUAAUACAUUAUUAUUAUUAUUUACGUGGCAUCUGUUGUAUGUGGUAACCAUCAAUGUGUUUCUAAUUUUACCUUGUGUUUUGAACAGCAACACACAUCCCCUCUUCACAUCGCCGUGCUCAACAAUCACACAGAGGUAGUACGGCUGCUAAUAGACGCUGAAUGUGACCUGGACAUAUCUGACAAUGUGAGUAAUGUUUCCACUCUCUAUGGGCGUUACGUAAUCACCUUACUGUAUGUAAACAUUCUAUGCAAUGCAUUCAAUGAUUUGUUAGGCCAACGGUGCAUCGUGUACCUUAAAGUGUCUGUAUCGAUUGUGAGUCAUCGUGUUGCGUGAUAACCCAUCAUGAGUUGGCUGUGAUCUGUGUUUGACGUUGUUUACAUUAGCACUGAGGUAAAGGCCACAGAACAGUAGGCUCCUGUACAGUGAUAAGGGCCUGGUCCAGCCUCUGUUGGCUUUAGUUUAAGGGUACGCUGAUAGCAGAAACUACUGUCUGCAAGUCUGAGUAGUCAGCUGAUAGGGUCUGAACACUUUACUGUAUCAUAAAACUUGUAACACUUUACUGCCAUAACACUUGUAACACUCCAGUAUACUGCCGUAACACUUGUAACACUCCAGUAUACUGCCGUAACACUUGUAACACUCCAGUAUACUGAUGUAACACUCCAGUAUACUGCUGUAACACUUAUAACACUCCAGUAUACUGCCGUAACACUUGUAACACUUGUAACACUCCAGUAUACUGCCGUAACACUUGUAACACUCCAGUAUACUGCCAUAACACUUGUAACACUCCAGUAUACUGCCGUAACACUUGUAACACUCCAGUAUAGUGAUGUAACACUCCAGUAUACUGCUGUAACACUUGUAACACUCCAGUAUACUGCCAUAACACUUGUAACACUACAGUAUAAUGCCAUAACACUUGUAACACUACAGUAUAACUGCCAUAACACUUGUAACACUACAGUAUACUGCCAUAACACUUGUAACACUACAGUAUACUGCCAUAACACUUGUAACACUACAGUAUACUGCCGUAACACUUGUAACACUCCAGUAUAUGCCAUAAACUUGUAACCACUACAGUAACUGCCGUAACACUUUAACCUACAGUAUACUGCCAUAACACUUGUAACACUACAGUAACGGGCCAAUAAACAUUUGGGUAACAACUACAGUAUACUGCCAUAACACUUGUAACACCUCCAUAUACUGCCGAACACUUGAAACACUCCAGUAUACUGCCGUACACUUGUAACACUCCAGUAUACUGAUGUAACACUCCAGUAUCCUGCUGAAACCUUAUAACACUCCAGUAUACUGCCGUAACACUUGUAACACUUUUAACACUCCAUUUAUCUGCCGUAACACUUGUACACUCCAUAUACUGCCAUAACACUUGUAAACACUCCAGUAUACUGCCGUAACACUUUAACACUCCAGUAUACUGAUGUAACACCCAGUAUACUGCUGUAACACUUGUAACACUCCAUUAUACUGCCAUAAACACUUGUAAACUACAGUAUAAUGCCAUAACCUUGUAACACUACAGAAACUGCCAUAAACACUUGUAACACUACAGUAUACUGCCAAAAACACUUGUAACACUACAGUAUACUGCCGUAACACUUGUAACACUCCAGUAAUCGCCAUAAACACUUGUAACACUACAGUAUACUGCCGUAACAUUUUGUAACACUACAGUAUACUGCCAUAACACUUGUAACCUACAGUAAACUGCCAUAACACUUGUAACACUACAGUAUACUGCCAUAACACUUGUAACACUCCAGUUAACUGCCGAAAAAACUUGUAACACUCCAUUAUCUGCCAUAACACUUGUAACACUACAGUAUACUGCCAUAACACUUGUAACACUCCAGUAUACUGCCAUAACACUUGUAACACUACAGUAUACUGCCAUAACACUUGUAACACUACAGUAUACUGCCAUAACACUUGUAACACUACAGUAUACUGCCAUAACACUUGUAACACUACAGUAUACUGCCAUAACACUUGUAACACAAACAGUAACUGCCAUAACACUUUAACACUACAGUAUACUGCCAUAACACUUGUAACACUACAGUAUACUGCCAUAACACUUGUAACACUACAGUAUACUGCGUAACACUUGUAACACUACAGUAUACUGCCGUAACACUUGUAACACUACAGUGUCGUGACGUGACUUUAAACAUUAAUCUGAGGACUGUAAUCUCUAAUUAACUAACUAUGUUUAAUUGUUACCCGAUUUAAAUUAUAAUGUAACAAUUAACUCAUUAGCAUUUGGGGCACCAUGGGAGCAGCUGUUUAAAGAGUUACCAUCUCCCGAAUUAAACUCUAAAAGGUCUCUACCUAUCACAUCAAUAAACAGUCAACUUAUUAAUGAUAACCUCGUAUCAUAUCAUCAUUCUGAACGUCGUUGUCACACCCUGGCUCUGAGACUCUAUAUGUUGAGCCAGGGUGUGUUCAUUCUAUGUGUUGUAUUUCUUUGUUGGGAGUUCUAGUGUGUUUAUUUCUAUGUUGGCCUGAGUGACUCCCAAUCAGAGGCAACGAGUGUCAGCUGUGGCUGGUUGUCUCUGAUUGGGAGCCAUAUUUAAACUGUCGGUUUUUCCCUUUGUGUUUGUGGGUUCUUGUUCCAGUUGGUUUUGUGUUUUGUACCGUGGACUUCACGAGUCGUUUGUUGUUUUGUUUACUGUCCGUGUUUAUCGCUAAGGAUAAAUAAACAUGUUCGUUCAUCACGCUGCGCCUUGGUCUACUUCCUACGACGAUCGUGACAGAAGAACCCACCAUCACAGGACCAAGCAGCGUGUCCAGGAGCAGGCAGCCUGGACGUGGGAGCAGAUCUUAGACGGGCAGGGGUCCUGGACCUGGGAGGAAAUCCUGGCCGGGAUGGAUCGCCGGCCAUGGAGUGAGACAGUAGAGAGGCGACGAAGAGAGGAGCAACGGCGUGAUCAGUGUCGUCGUCGGGCUGACGAGAGGCAACCCCAAACAUUUUUUAGGGGGGGGGCACAGGGCAUGGACGACGGGGCUGACGGAGGCAGAAAAGGGCCGUAUUCAGAAGGCCACCAGGUUACGGGGGCCACUGGUCAAAGUAGGGAAAGAAGGUUUAGAGGCACGGCGAGAGGUACUGGGGUGUGUUACCAGUCCGGUCCGGCCCGUUCCAGAUCCCGGGGUAGAGCCAGUGGUGUGUGUCCCCAGUACGGUCCGGCCUGUUACGGCCCCUCGCACCAAAUGUACGGUGCGCGUCGCCAGCCCGGUCCGGCCUGUUACGGCCCCUCGCACCAAAUGUACGGUGCGCGUCGCCAGCCCGGUCCGGCCUGUUCCUGCCUCUCGCACCAAGCCUACGGUGUGCGUCGCCAGCCCGGUCCGGCCUGUUCCUGCCCCUCGCACCAAGCCUACGGUGUGCGUCGCCAGCCCGGCCCGGCCUGUUCCUGCCACUCGCACCAAGCCUACGGUGCGCGUCGCCAGCCCGGCCCGGCCUGUUCCUGCCACUCGCACCAAGCCUACGGUGCGCGUCGCCAGCCCGGCCCGGCCUGUUCCUGCCACUCGCACCAAGCCUACGGUGCGCGUCGCCAGCCCGGCCCGGCCUGUUCCUGCCACUCGCACCAAGCCAGGGGUGCGAGUCGUCAGCCUGGUCCAGCCUGUUCCUGCCACUCGCACCAAGCCAGGGGUGCGAGUCGUCAGCCUGGUCCAGCCCGUUCCUGCUACUCGCACCAAGCCAGGGGUGCGAGUCGUCAGCCUGGUAAAGCCCGUUGCUGCUCCACGCACCAAGCCAGGGGUGCGAGUCGUCAGCCCGGUAAAGCCCGUUCCGGCUCCACGCACCAAGACAGGGGUGCGCAUCGUCAGCCCGGUCCGGCCCGUUGCUGCUCCACGCACCAAGCCAGGGGUGCGAGUCGUCAGUCCGGUGAGGCCCGUUCCGGCUCCACGCACCAAGCCAGGGGUGCGCAUCGUCAGCCCGGUCCGGUCCGUUCCUGCUCCACGCACCAAGCCAGGGGUGUGAGUCGUCAGUCCGGUGAGGCCCGUUCCGGCUCUACGCACCAAGCCAGGGGUGCGUAUCGUCAGCCCGGUCCGGUCCGUUCCUGCUCCACGCACCAAGCCAGGGGUGCGUAUCGUCAGCCCGGUCCGGCCCGUUGCUGCUCCACGCACCAAGCCAGGGGUGCGCAUCGUCAGCCCGGUCUGGUCCGUUCGUGCCUCACGUCGUCAGUCCGGCACAACCAGUGCCUGGGUCACCGGUGCCUAAUCAGGUACCGCUCAACUGCUCCACAACGGAGCUGAAGCUAACCGCUCCUGCUACGUCCAGUUCAGCUCCAGCCAGCGGGGCCAGACCGGACCAGGGGCGCUAUGGGGGGAGUAUUGGAGGGUGGUGGGCAAGCCCGGAGCCAGAACCGCCGCCGAGGAGGAAUGCCCACCCAGCCCUCCCCUGUUUUGCUCUAGUUGAGGCGCGGUCGCAGUCCGCGCCUUUAGGGGGGGGUACUGUCACACCCUGGCUCUGGGACUCUAUAUGUUGAGCCAGGGUGUGUUCAUUCUAUGUGUUGUAUUUCUUUGUUGGGAGUUCUAGUGUGUUUAUUUCUAUGUUGGCCUGAGUGACUCCCAAUCAGAGGCAACGAGUGUCAGCUGUGGCUGGUUGUCUCUGAUUGGGAGCCAUAUUUAAACUGUCGGUUUUUCCCUUUGUGUUUGUGGGUUCUUGUUCCAGUUGGUUUUGUGUUUUGUACCGUGGACUUCACGAGUCGUUUGUUGUUUUGUUUACUGUCCGUGUUUAUCGCUAAGGAUAAAUAAACAUGUUCGUUCAUCACGCUGCGCCUUGGUCUACUUCCUACGACGAUCGUGACAGUCGUAUCCUCCUUGCAUCUGCAAAAACCCGAGCCUUACUUAUGAUUCAGUGCUACACAAAUUAGUUUAAUUAUUUAUUUACUAGCUAACUAAAUAAUAACACAGGAUAAACACACACACGGUAUAGGUUAUUGACUAGAAACUUAAUACGAUGGAAACAGGUCCCUAGCGGACUGACACAAUAUGAUGGCUUGUUACAAAAGAGAUGGGGGGGGCAGAGAGGGACAGAGACAUAAUACUUUGGUACAUUUAGAAACGACUCUCACAGUAAUCAUAUAUUUUGCACACGAACCGCCGCCCAUUUGGAGUAAGAAAUCAUGAAUGUAUUUACGUGUAAAUGUCUUGGUUUUUUGUGUAUUUCUGUCGGAACCAGGCCUUCUUGGAAAGGGGGUUGGUUGGGCCUUUCUGCGGCACGCUUGUAAGGCUGUGAUUGUCCACAAGGGGUCACAAUGUCCUUCUUCUUAGUUGUCCGGUCUCCAAUGACUUGUCAUGUAGUCCUGAACAGAACUACAGAAUUGAUUCUACAUCCAUUCACUCUGGAAGAUUAUUCUUUGAAAAUAGGCUAGCCAGCCGUGUCGAUGGUCCCCAGUGGGGUGAUGAGAGUAGUGUAGUAUACGAUGGUUUGAAGAGAGUAGUAGAAUGGUCCCACUUAAAUUCGCUUUUCUAGAUACUUUGCUCAGGACAGCUAAUCAGCCGUACCAGUGAUUAUCAGGGAGGGGAGUUUUCUUCUCCACCUCGUGUUACAAUUCAGAGUUCGAACCACUUUAGACGUGAGCUGCAGCUCGAUGUCUUUCUGGUCUGCUUGUUAAUUUCUUUACCAAACCUUAAUGCACUCUGGUCGAAAUGGCCGGUUCAGUCAGGCUGACACUCUCUCUGACCUCACUCAUGGCAUGGCUACUAAAAAUCACAUUCCUAUCUUAACAAAAAUACUUUUCUAAUUUUUCAUAUUUAAUUCACAACACAUUGGAUGGACACUUCACACAUAUAGUGUGCAUACUUUUCAAGUUACAGUAUUUCCUCUAUAACAUUUUUAAUGACAUCACAAAAUAACAACAAUAUGACAUUAGUUUUCUAUAGACCGCCUCUGACCAUUCCCCACGUAUUCUGUUAGGAAUAUUGUUCCAGUAUUCAGCAUGUUAAAGUUUCAGCGGGGAAAGUGUCUGGAGACAAAGCACAUUCAUUUAUGACCCUGGAUCUCCUCUGUUUGAUUUACAACAGAUGUCAAAACCCCCCUAACCAAUUUCCUCCACCCCCCCUCUUAUGUAUAACAUGACUGUCUAUGUUGCACAUUUUGUGUUGCACACUAUGCCUUAUAACCACAUAAUUAUGUUCAUACCUGUCAGCCUUCAUAAAAUUGCUUGUUACUGAUCAUUUUCUAUUUUUCUUUCUCUCUUUCUCUGUCUCACUCUCUCGUUCUCUCUUUCUUUCUUUCUCCCUCUCUCUUUCUCCCCCUCCCCCCCUUUCCUCUCUCCCUCCCUCCUUACAGAGGCUCCAGACAGCCCUGCACAUCACAGCAGAGCAUGGCAGACAGGAUGUCGCUGAAAUGAUCCUCCUAGCUGGGGUUAACCUCAAACUACUGGAUAAGGUAUUUGAUUUCAAAUCAAAUUUCAAAUUGUAUUUGUCACAUACGCCGAAUACAACAGGUGUAGACCUUACAGUGAAAAGCUUACUUACAAGCCCUUAACCAACAAUGCAGUUUUAAGAAAGAAUACCAAAAAUAAUCACCAAAAAUACAAUAUAAAAUAAUACGAAAUAAAAGUAACAAAUAAUUAAAGAGCAGCAGUAAAAAUAACAAUAGCGAGGCUAUAUACAGUGAGGGAGAAAAGUAUUUGAUCCCCUGCUGAUUUUGUACGUUUUCCCACUAACAAAGAAAUGAUCAGUCUAUAAUUUUAAUGGUAGGUUUAUUUGAACAGUGAGAGACAGAAUAACAACAAAAUAAUCCAGAAAAAACGCAUGUCAAAAAUUUUAUAAAUUGAUUUGCCUUUUAAUGAGGGAAAUAAGUAUUUGACCCCCUCUCAAUCAGAAAGAUUUCUGGCUCCCAGGUGUCUUUUAUACAGGUAACGAGUUGAGAUUAGGAGCACACUCAUAAAGGGAGUGUUCCUAAUCUCAGCUUGUUACCUGUAUAAAAGACACCUGUCCACAGAAGCAAUCAAUCAAUCAGAUUCCAAACUCUCCACCAUGGCCAAGACAAAAGAGCUCUCCAAGGAUGUCAGGGACAAGAUUGUAGACCUACACAAGGCUGGAAUGGGCUACAAGACCAUCGCCAAGCAGCUUGGUGAGAAGGUGACAACAGUUGGUGCGAUUAUUCGCAAAUGGAAGAAACACAAAAUAACUGUCAAUCUCCCUCGGCCUGGGGCUCCAUGCAAGAUCUCACCUCGUGGAGUUGCAAUGAUCAUGAGAACGGUGAGGAAUCAGCCCAGAACUACACAUGAGGAUCUUAUCAAUGAUCUCAAGGCAGCUGGGACCAUAGUCACCAAGAAAACAAUUGGUAACACACUACGCCGUGAAGGACUGAAAUCCUGCAGCGCCCGCAAGGUCCCCCUGCUCAAGAAAGCACAUAUACAGGGCCGUCUGAAGUUUGCCAAUGAACAUCUGAAUGAUUCAGAGGAGAACUGGGUGAAAGUGUUGUGGUCAGAUGAGACCAAAAUCGAGCUCUUUGGCAUCAACUCAACUUGCCGUGUUUGGAGGAGGAGGAAUGCUGCCUAUGACCCCAAGAACGCCAUCCCCACCGUCAAACAUGGAGGUGGAAACAUUAUGCUUUGGGGGUGUUUUUCUGCUAAGGGGACAGGACAACUUAACCGCAUCAAAGGGACGAUGGACGGGGCCAUGUACCGUCAAAUCCUGGGUGAGAACCUCCUUCCCUCAGCCAGGGCAUUGAAAAUGGGUCGUGGAUGGGUAUUCCAGCAUGACAAUGACCCAAAACACACGACCAAGGCAACAAAGGAGUGGCUCAAGAAGAAGCACAUUAAGGUCCUGGAGUGGCCUAGCCAGUCUCCAGACCUUAAUCCCAUAGAAAAUCUGUGGAGGGAGCUGAAGGUUCGAGUUGCCAAACGUCAGCCUCGAAACCUUAAUGACUUGGAGAAGAUCUGCAAAGAGGAGUGGAACAAAAUCCCUCCUGAGAUGUGUGCAAACCUGGUGGCCAACUACAAGAAACGUCUGACCUCUGUGAUUGCCAACAAGGGUUUUGCCACCAAGUACUAAGUCAUGUUUUGCAGAGGGGUCAAAUACUUAUUUCCCUCAUUAAAAUGAGGAUCUGAGGACCCAUGCCAAAUCUUUUCAGUCUCCUGAGGGGGAAUAGGUUUUGUCGUGCCCCCUUCACGACUGUCUUGGUGUGCUUGGACCAUGUUAGUUUGUUGGUGAUGUGGACACCAAGGAACUUGAAGCUCUCAACCUGCUCCACUACAGCCCUGUUGAUGAGAAUGGGGGUGUGCUCGGGUCGUCUUCUUUUUCCUGUAGUCCACAAUCAUCUCCUUUGUCUUGAUCACGUUGAGGGAGAGGUUGUUAUCCUGGCACCACACGGCCAGGUCUCUGACCUCCUCCCUAUAGGCUGUCUCGUCGUUGUCGGUGAUCAGGCCUACCACUGUUGUGUCAAUGGCAAACUUAAUGAUGGUGUUGGAGUCGUGCCUGGCCAUGCAUUCAUGAGUGAACAAGGAGUACAGGAGGGGACUGAGCACGCACCCCUGCUCAGUCCCCUCCAUCUAAUUUUAAAGGGUAAUUCAUUUUUUUCAAGUUUGAUCUUGUUUUUUAUUUACCUUUAGAAGUGAAGCGAUCCAUUAAAACAUGGCGGAGCAAACAUGAACGCCGGUGUGUGGGAGUUGUAAUGGAUUGUUAAUAAGGUCUGCAAGCGUUUUCUUUUAUAAAAUGUUUUGGGAUAAAAACCUUGAAAUGUUUUUUCCAAUGUGGUUGGACAACUCAUUAAGGGUAUCAAUCACUGAAGAUAUGGUAUCUAAAUGGUAUCAAUGCAGAUAAAGUGUUCCACUUACAGUCACACUUGCAAUAAAGAUUAGAUAAGGUCAACUUUAUUUUCCUUGAGGGUAAAAUUGCAUUAGACACAAUGUUGUGUAUUAAAAUAACUAAUCUCAAACAUUUAACAUCAGUCUUCCCAACACACUUAAACACACUUUCUAAGAAAGCUUCUAUGUUCAAAUCGCAUCAGUCUGGCACAGCAGACGCUUCCUCCUGCGUGCAAGUGCCCUGAGACUAGGUUAACAUCUCAUGGGCUCUAAUUCCUUUGCAGCUUGUGUAGUAUGGGACCAGCCAGUGUCUCACUGGUUUAAUGAAAUCAUUUCACCUUAUUCCCCUUAGUGUGUGUUAAAGGGCUCAAGCAUUUUUUUAUGCCAAUCUGAAGACUAUGCCAGGAUCCUGUUAAUCAGGGCACAUCAGAGAAAAACAUUUUGCAACAGAAAACAAUAACAAGCAUUUGUUAUUGGACACAUUUAGGUAGUACCUCUCAUUUCACUGUUUCCCUGUUUUUAUUUAGUGCUAAUGAACAGGACCCAGGACCCAGGUGGUGUACUGUAUGUCAAUUGAAUCCAGUGUUGUGGCUGUGUGUUGGUACUCUCAGCAGGGGAAGACUUCUCUGGAGGUGGCAGCCAGAGGAAACCAUGUAAUCUUAGUGGACAUGAUUAUCAAAGCAGACCGGUUUUACAAGUGGGAAAAGGUAGGUUAACUUUUAAACCCAAAUGUAAAUAUAUUUCCAUCAUUGAACUGCAAGGUAGUGCCUGCAGCUCUACAUUGUGCUUGUUGAGAUCGACUGCUUUCGGGCUUCGCAGCGCACCAGAUCAUCACGAUUCCGGGAUGAGUGUUUUAGCAAUGCAGUCAAUCUCAAACACAAACCCUUUCUUUGUGUACCAGGACAACGUGAUCAGCGAUGGUGAUUCGUGGCUAGGGAAGCAGCUGAGCUUUAAGCAGGACCACCAGGUUGAGACCCAGCACCUGCGCUCUGUCAUUUGGAGGCUGGCCACCAAGUACCUGUCCCGCGGGGAGUGGAAGACCCUCGCCCAGCACUGGGGCUUCACGGAUGCACACAUCCGCGCCAUAGAGCAGCAAUGGACAGGUGAGGCAUCGGCUUGGUCUAGAAAUAACCCCCAGCCACUAGCCCGUUGUACAUUUACAUUUUAGUCAUUUAGCAGACGCUCUUAUCCAGAGUGACUUACAGUAGUUUGCAGACCUGAAGCAAUCACAUAGGUGUAAUGAAAUGGUGAUUUCUCCAUCUAGCUUUCUAUCUGAUUUUAAGGGGGCUUCCUUACAUUUAUAUGAUUCCUUCAGAUCUGCAAACACCAAAGACAUAGAGCCUAAGGAGUAAGGAGUUAGCAACCUGGGUUGGCAGAUAGCCUUUAGGUUAGAGAGGCUGACCAAUAGCCAGAGGGUUGCUGGUUCAACCUAGAGGGUUAAUUGACAGAUCCCAGGUACCAUCUCCUGCCAUUGUGCCCUUGAGCAAGGCACUUAAGCCCAGAACUGUCCUUAUUAUAGCCCACGUAUUUUAUAUGAUAACUCUCUUAUGACAUUCACAUACUGUAUGUUAGGUACAAAGAGCUUCAAGGAGCAUGGGCACCGUAUGUUGCUGAUCUGGCUGCAUGGAGUAGUCAUCGCAGGGGAGAACCCAAUCAAAGGCCUGUAUGAGGGACUGGCGGGGAUCUCCAGGACCGACCUAGCUGGUGAGUCAAUGGAAAGGGAGACGAGAGUCAACACCCAUCAGGGAUUUCGAACCCGAGCACCAGGGGCUAUCUUUAGUAGAAACAAUGGGCGAAAAGCAUUAAAAAAAAAUCUAAAACAACAAUGGAUAUUCUUAUUGGUCUGUACUGGCCAAUCAUUGUCUCUCAUUUCAUGCCUACUGAACGCUCUCCAGCUUCCCUCUAGACCACACUGCUGUCUAGCCUUGGGGAGGUAGUUGUCCAAAAGCUUAAUGAGCAUAUUGUGCAGUGGUGUAAAGUAACUAAGUAAAAAUACUUUGAAGUACUACUUAAACUACUGUAUCUUUUGGUAUGUGUUUCAUUAGUCCAUUGUCGAUAUAGUCCUAAAAUGUAUUGCAUGUCAGCAAUCAAGUUUUCAAGAUAUAUAACUUUCAAAAUACAGAAGGUAAGAUGCAUUUUGCAUCAUAUGAUGCAAAUGCAUCAUACUGGCUGUAUUUCUGUAUUUUGAAAGGGUAUUUGUACUUUACUUUAUUAUUUAUAUUGUUGACAACUUUUACUUUUACUCCAAUAUAGUCCUAAAGAAAAUAUGUACUUUUUACUCCCAUACAUUUGCCCUGUCACCUAAAAGUACUAGUCACAUUUCUACUGCUCAGGCAGGACAGCAAUAUAUUCCAAUUCACGUACCAAUAUAAUGCAUUUUCAUCUGUACUGCUUCUUUUCUGCGUUUGUAAAUUAUGUCUAAGUUUUGGAGUGUGCCCCUGGCUGUCCGUAAAAACAAGAAAAUUGUACCGUCUGGUUUGCUUAAUAUAAGGAAUUUUAUGGAUAGAAUUUACUUUAACUUUUACUCAAGUAUGACAAUUUAGUACUUUUUCCACCACUGGUAUUGUGGUUAUUAAUUACAUAAGUACAUCACAUUCACAGUAAAAGCUGGUUUGACCAUCUUUUAUCAUCUCUACCAGUAAUGGUCCGUAGCCCGUAGUUCAACUUAAAUGAACAGAGAAGUUUCCUUUUUCUUUUUCAACAGAAAGCAUCAGACAGAAGGCAAAUGCAGACACAAGCUCUCCCAAGAAAUGCACCGCCAUGUGAACAAGUCCAUCCUGAAACACACUGCAGGAAUAAAUGGCAUUCCAGGGUUCAAAACUAAAAAUAGUGGCUGCAACAAAGUUAAUACACUGAACAAACAUGUAAAGGCAACAUGUAAAGGGUUGGUCCCA
This is a messenger RNA of Coregonus sp. 'balchen', 31829 nucleotides long. NCBI's taxonomy places the organism in Eukaryota, Metazoa, Chordata, Actinopteri, Salmoniformes, Salmonidae. The record is from the annotation of a GenBank genome assembly.